Molecule: messenger RNA, 2646 nt
Organism: Homo sapiens (human)
Lineage: Eukaryota; Metazoa; Chordata; Mammalia; Primates; Hominidae
Gene: MEST
Product: mesoderm specific transcript
Exons: 12
Coding region: 230-1237 (335 amino acids)
Biological process (GO): animal gross anatomical part developmental process
Cellular component (GO): endoplasmic reticulum membrane
Molecular function (GO): catalytic activity
Source: RefSeq, marked reviewed
UGCCGCGGCAACCAGCACACCCCGGCACCUCCUCUGCGGCAGCUGCGCCUCGCAAGCGCAGUGCCGCAGCGCACGCCGGAGUGGCUGUAGCUGCCCGGCGCGGCGCCGCCCUGCGCGGGCUGUGGGCUGCGGGCUGCGCCCCCGCUGCUGGCCAGCUCUGCACGGCUGCGGGCUCUGCGGCGCCCGGUGCUCUGCAACGCUGCGGCGGGCGGCAUGGGAUAACGCGGCCAUGGUGCGCCGAGAUCGCCUCCGCAGGAUGAGGGAGUGGUGGGUCCAGGUGGGGCUGCUGGCCGUGCCCCUGCUUGCUGCGUACCUGCACAUCCCACCCCCUCAGCUCUCCCCUGCCCUUCACUCAUGGAAGUCUUCAGGCAAGUUUUUCACUUACAAGGGACUGCGUAUCUUCUACCAAGACUCUGUGGGUGUGGUUGGAAGUCCAGAGAUAGUUGUGCUUUUACACGGUUUUCCAACAUCCAGCUACGACUGGUACAAGAUUUGGGAAGGUCUGACCUUGAGGUUUCAUCGGGUGAUUGCCCUUGAUUUCUUAGGCUUUGGCUUCAGUGACAAACCGAGACCACAUCACUAUUCCAUAUUUGAGCAGGCCAGCAUCGUGGAAGCGCUUUUGCGGCAUCUGGGGCUCCAGAACCGCAGGAUCAACCUUCUUUCUCAUGACUAUGGAGAUAUUGUUGCUCAGGAGCUUCUCUACAGGUACAAGCAGAAUCGAUCUGGUCGGCUUACCAUAAAGAGUCUCUGUCUGUCAAAUGGAGGUAUCUUUCCUGAGACUCACCGUCCACUCCUUCUCCAAAAGCUACUCAAAGAUGGAGGUGUGCUGUCACCCAUCCUCACACGACUGAUGAACUUCUUUGUAUUCUCUCGAGGUCUCACCCCAGUCUUUGGGCCGUAUACUCGGCCCUCUGAGAGUGAGCUGUGGGACAUGUGGGCAGGGAUCCGCAACAAUGACGGGAACUUAGUCAUUGACAGUCUCUUACAGUACAUCAAUCAGAGGAAGAAGUUCAGAAGGCGCUGGGUGGGAGCUCUUGCCUCUGUAACUAUCCCCAUUCAUUUUAUCUAUGGGCCAUUGGAUCCUGUAAAUCCCUAUCCAGAGUUUUUGGAGCUGUACAGGAAAACGCUGCCGCGGUCCACAGUGUCGAUUCUGGAUGACCACAUUAGCCACUAUCCACAGCUAGAGGAUCCCAUGGGCUUCUUGAAUGCAUAUAUGGGCUUCAUCAACUCCUUCUGAGCUGGAAAGAGUAGCUUCCCUGUAUUACCUCCCCUACUCCCUUAUGUGUUGUGUAUUCCACUUAGGAAGAAAUGCCCAAAAGAGGUCCUGGCCAUCAAACAUAAUUCUCUCACAAAGUCCACUUUACUCAAAUUGGUGAACAGUGUAUAGGAAGAAGCCAGCAGGAGCUCUGACUAAGGUUGACAUAAUAGUCCACCUCCCAUUACUUUGAUAUCUGAUCAAAUGUAUAGACUUGGCUUUGUUUUUUGUGCUAUUAGGAAAUUCUGAUGAGCAUUACUAUUCACUGAUGCAGAAAGACGUUCUUUUGCAUAAAAGACUUUUUUUUAACACUUUGGACUUCUCUGAAAUAUUUAGAAGUGCUAAUUUCUGGCCCACCCCCAACAGGAAUUCUAUAGUAAGGAGGAGGAGAAGGGGGGCUCCUUCCCUCUCCUCGAAUGACGUUAUGGGCACAUGCCUUUUAAAAGUUCUUUAAGCAACACAGAGCUGAGUCCUCUUUGUCAUACCUUUGGAUUUAGUGUUUCAUCAGCUGUUUUUAGUUAUAAACAUUUUGUUAAAAUAGAUAUUGGUUUAAAUGAUACAGUAUUUUAGGUAUGAUUUAAGACUAUGAUUUACCUAUACAUUAUAUAUAUUUUAUAAAGAUACUAAACCAGCAUACCCUUACUCUGCCAGAGUAGUGAAGCUAAUUAAACACAUUUGGUUUCUGAAUAAAUUGAACUAAAUCCAAACUAUUUCCUAAAAUCACAGGACAUUAAGGACCAAUAGCAUCUGUGCCAGAGAUGUACUGUUAUUAGCUGGGAAGACCAAUUCUAACAGCAAAUAACAGUCUGAGACUCCUCAUACCUCAGUGGUUAGAAGCAUGUCUCUCUUGAGCUACAGUAGAGGGGAAGGGAUUGUUGUGUAGUCAAGUCACCAUGCUGAAUGUACACUGAUUCCUUUAUGAUGACUGCUUAACUCCCCACUGCCUGUCCCAGAGAGGCUUUCCAAUGUAGCUCAGUAAUUCCUGUUACUUUACAGACAGGAAAGUUCCAGAAACUUUAAGAACAAACUCUGAAAGACCUAUGAGCAAAUGGUGCUGAAUACUUUUUUUUUAAAGCCACAUUUCAUUGUCUUAGUCAAAGCAGGAUUAUUAAGUGAUUAUUUAAAAUUCGUUUUUUUAAAUUAGCAACUUCAAGUAUAACAACUUUGAAACUGGAAUAAGUGUUUAUUUUCUAUUAAUAAAAAUGAAUUGUGACAAAAGUGGACUCUGGCUUCCCCUCCCCCCUCCCCCCCACCCCUCUGGGAUAAAAAUUUUCCAGCAUUGCCAGGAGCUUUCAGGUACACAUUAAAGAAUAAAAUGAAGUUAAGCAGCUGGAGUAUAGGAUAGUAUUUGAUUUUCAAGAUCACCCAAAGCUGCACUAUCGUCCCAAAGC